This is a messenger RNA of Tarenaya hassleriana, 1866 nucleotides long. Its product is annotated as mitochondrial metalloendopeptidase OMA1-like. The record is from RefSeq and is a predicted model, not a curated record. Lineage: Eukaryota; Viridiplantae; Streptophyta; Magnoliopsida; Brassicales; Cleomaceae. The transcript is spliced from 3 exons. Gene Ontology annotation, molecular function: metalloendopeptidase activity. Bases 441 to 1736 code for a protein of 431 amino acids. Gene Ontology annotation, cellular component: membrane.
CCCUUCCUACGCCGUGGAUUGCUCGUUUUCUGGAUAAAUGUCUUUGACAGUUGUUAUGUUGGUCAUUUGUUGCAUGCUCGUUUUCUGGGAUAUAUUGGUCGUCCGUUUCAUCUCCAAUUCGAGCCGUUUUGCUGCUUGCUCGUUUCUUCAACUGUGGAUCUGCAUGUGCAGAAUUUUUUUUGAUAUUUCGUAAUGUUUCUUAAAUUUUUUUCUGAUUUGGUGAGAGGACAUUUGCACCAAAAUCAUCAAGCAAACAAACUUUAGUUAUUUGUGAAUGUCCGUCACCGUGAAUAAUUACUUCCACAAGAAUCCUCUCUCUGUCUCUUCGUCAUCUUUUUCCUUCCUGCCUCUCUCUCUGGAAAUUUCCCUUCUUACAGGUUCGAUUCUUCAAAUCUUCGUCCGUCUCCGAGUUGCUCGUUCGAGUUUCAAUUCUUGGCGGCAUGUCUUGGAACCGAAAAACUAAGCUCGUCUUCAGCUCCCUUAGAAGCGGUGCACAUCCUCCUAGGAUUUUCCUGGAAUCUCUGUUCUCCAACGCUUUCUCGCCGAUUCAUCGACACGGGUCUUCGAUUUCAUCCGCUAAGUUUUCUGGGUUCUCUUCAAUUUCUUUGCUCAGAACAGGUUUAGGCAUUUGUUCUUGUAGCCCUUUCUUGACCGAUCCCAAGAGGUUUUACUACGUUGAUCGUUACCAGGUUCGUCACUUCAAGCCACGCGGCCCGAGACGGUGGUUCCGAAACCCUCGGACCGCAUCGACGGUGGCGAUCGUGUCUUCUGGGGUUUUGAUCACCGUUUAUUUUGCGAAUUUAGAGACUGUUCCUUGCACGAAUCGGAGACAUUUCGUCCUCUUGUCGAAAUCGUUGGAGAGACGGAUAGGGGAAGCUCAGUUUCAGCAGAUAAAAGCCGGGUUCAAGGGGGAAAUCCUCCCUGCGAUUCACCCUGAUAGCAUUAGGGUUAGGUUGAUUGCUGCUGAUAUAAUCGAUGCGUUGCAGAGAGGUUUCAGCCACGAGGGUAUGUGGAGUGACAUUGGGUAUGCAUCCAUGGAUGAUGAUGGUAGCUCUAUGGACAGUGAUAGGGCAGUGAAGGGCACUGUAAUGGCGGCGAGUAAAGAAGGGAAAAUUAUGGAUAACAGAUGGAUUCAGCAAUGGAGGAAGAAGGGUAAAGAGAAAGGGUCACAAGCUAAGAUUUCUCACCUUGAAGGGUUGAAUUGGGAAGUCCUUGUGGUUAACAAGCCGGUAGUCAAUGCAUUUUGCUUGCCUUCUGGGAAGAUUGUGCUGUUCACUGGAUUGCUCGAUCAUUUCGAGGCAGAUUCCGAGAUUGCCACUGUGAUCGGACACGAGGUUGGUCAUGUUGUUGCCAGACACAUAGCCGAGGAAAUUACCAAGAACUUAUGGUUUGUGAUCCUCCAGCUGGUUCUCUAUCAGUUGGUUAUACCCGAUAUUGCGAACACAAUGUCGGCUUUCUUCUUGAGGCUUCCUUUCUCCAGAAAGAUGGAGAUAGAAGCAGAUUACAUCGGGUUGCUCCUGCUGGCCUCAGCGGGCUACGACCCACGAGUAGCUCCCGGGGUGUAUGAGGAGCUCGGGAAUCUAGCAGGUGACCCGUCUCCACUAACUGAGUUCCUCUCGACCCACCCGUCGGGAAAGAGGAGGGCUCAGCUGUUGGCUGAGGCCAAUGUCAUGGAAGAAGCCCUCAUGAUUUACAGACAAGUUGGAUCAGGCCGUGCCAUUGAAGACUUUCUGUAGCUUCCUCACUCUCCCUCUUCUUCUUCAUUCUUUUGCUUCUUUCACUCUCCAUAUCUGUACAGAAAUUGCUCUCCGGGAUCUUGUUUCUUCACCAUAUUUGCUAAGAAGAGUGACAAGUGAGGAUUACAGA